Panicum virgatum (switchgrass) is the source of this 1015-nucleotide messenger RNA. RefSeq names its product protein PELPK1-like. Lineage: Eukaryota; Viridiplantae; Streptophyta; Magnoliopsida; Poales; Poaceae. Bases 77 to 838 code for a protein of 253 amino acids. The transcript is spliced from 2 exons. The record is from RefSeq and is a predicted model, not a curated record.
ACAUUAUCAUCCAUCCCCACAGGCCACAGAACACCUAGCGUCCUAGCUCAAACUCUGAUCACACGAGUCAUCGAGUAUGGCCUCGAGAACCGCCGCCGUGCCCUCCCUCGCUCUCCUCCUCGCGCUGCUCCUCUCGUGCGCCGUCACGAUGAGCAGCGCGGCGCGGAGGCUGGAGGAAGAAGCUGCGCCCAAGGAGGAGGAGCCGGAGUUCCCGCCGCACCUGAGCGUACCGGAGCUGCCGGUGCCGGAGCACGAGCUGCCCCCGCUGCCCAAGGUCGAGCUGCCCCCGCUCCCGGAGGCGCAUCUGCCGCCCAAACCGGAGCUGCCGCCGCUCCCGAAGGUCGAGCUGCCGCCCAAGCCCGAGCUGCCCGCCAUUCCCGAGUUCCACUUCCCGGAGCCGGAGGCGGCUAAGCCAUUACCGCGUGGCUGCUCGUCGCCUCUUCCAUCGAUCUCCUACUGUGCUCUCGCGUACCCAAGCUACAGCUCACAAGUCGCACGAGCUUCCCGGUCCAGUAUGGCGUCGAGAGCCGGCGUCUCUACUGCCCUCGUACUCCUCGCGCUGCUGCUCACGUGCGCCGCCAUGAGCAGCGCGGCGCGGAGGCUGGAGGAGGAGGAGGAGGCGCCCAAGGAGGAAGAGGAGUUCCCGCCGCACCUGCCCGUGCCGGAGCUGCCGGUUCCAAAGCAUGAGCUGCCUCCGUUCCCGGAGGUGCACCUGCCGCCGUUCCCCGAGGUCGACCUGCCGCCGAAGCCCGAGCUGCCGGAGGUGGAGCUGCCGCCUAAGCCCGAGAUCCCCGCCGUUCCCGAGUUCCACUUCCCAGAGCCUGAGGCUAAGCCAUGAUUGCGGUUGCGAAUCGGUCAUGUGUGUGUGCGCGCCAAUUCUGUCCGUGUGUGCUUGCUACUUGUGAUGUCCACAGGUCCGUGUACCGAUGCCGUGAUGCGUGGUGAGACCGUGAGAGUCCUUGUGUGUUUAUCAAUAAAAGGAUGAUAUAUCGAUGUUUUUUUCUCGAUAAACAAA